AUGUAUAUGAGAUAUCAUUUAGAAACUUAUGAACCUAAGUCUCAUUAAAAACAUUCAGAUUUAAAACUGAAUGUUCAUCACUCACACACUUCAAGUUUACCUUUAUUACUUCCUUAACAACUAAGUCCGAUGAAAGAGAAAUCACCUUAAUUGAGUAAAAUGGGAGAGCAAAUUCUUAAAUAAUGGGGAUUCUUUCCUGAUAUUGCUCUUACAACAAGAAAAGAAAUUUAUACAGAACAUACAAAAUAAGAAAAAAAAUAUUAAGAUAAAUUUGAUGAUCUUUUAUAUAAUCUAAAUACUUAAAGACCAAAAUGUCAGAAGAAUCAUGAUUUCAAUAAUGAUUUUAAUCUUAAAAAAUCUGUUCAUUUCAACAAUGUAGUUACAGUUAAGGAUAUGGAUGGUCAAGUUUCCUAAAAAGAAAUUAAAUUAUUUUCAAGAAAUAAGAGAAGACAAAGGACUAAACUUGAAAAUUUGACAGUUUUUAGUUGA
Messenger RNA from Paramecium pentaurelia, 489 nucleotides. The record is from the annotation of a GenBank genome assembly. Lineage: Eukaryota; Ciliophora; Oligohymenophorea; Peniculida; Parameciidae.